AAACCCGCUCUAAACUCCGUCCUUCUCUUUGGUUUCUGACCCUUGUUUUGUCAAUAUUGAGCACAUAUUGCAUACACUAUCUUAUACUACUAGCUCUCCUACUGUACAGGAUUGCCUCCAAUAUACUCUCAAUGAAGGGUCAGCCAUGAAGGUGAGGCGGAUCAAAUAAUAGCAAAGGCAUGGAGAGAACACGGGUCGCCAAGGUUGACGAUGUGACCUUGGCGCGUCGUGGUGAACAAGUCGUUGGCAACCUCCACCUCACCCCUCACCACAUUAUCUUCUCCCACCUUCCCCCGACUCCCAACAACGUGCAAACUCAGGAUACGCCCACAAGGCCGAAAGAGCUUUGGAUAACCUAUCCGAUAAUUUCUUUCUGCACCUAUCGUCCGACUCCCGCGGCUUCCCGCCAGCCUUCUUCAAUCCGUCUGCGGUGUCGUGAUUUUGCGUUCGUGUGCUUCUAUUUCGCUAGUGAAUCCAAGGCGCGUGAUGUAUACGAAUGCAUUAAGGGAUGGACAUGCAAAGUGGGCCGGAUCGAUAAACUCUAUGCAUUUACCUACCAGCCGCCUCCCCCGGAGCGUGAGCUCAACGGUUGGGAGCUGUACAACCCACGUAAAGAGUGGGCUAGGCAAGGUGUGGACCAGGAAGGCCAUGGAUGGCGUAUAUCUCAAAUAAACAUGGACUACGGGUUCUCUCCGACAUAUCCUGCGAUUUUCCCGAUCCCAUCCGCCAUUUCUGACAACACGCUCAAUUAUGCAGGACGCUAUCGUUCGAGAGCAAGGGUUCCUGUCCUGACAUAUCUUCACCCUAUUAACAAUUGCUCGAUUACCCGAAGUUCGCAGCCCCUGGUGGGUGUGCGUCAGAACCGUUCCAUUCAGGAUGAGAAAUUAUUAGCCGCGAUUUUCUCAACUUCCCGCUCAGAACGACCACUGGCCGGCAUUACUCCUGCGCAGCUUGAAAGCGAAUCUUCCAGCUCGACGCAGGGUGACAUGUCAAGUAAUCAGGCGGGAAUUACCUUAACCAACGCCGAGGAGCUGGAAGAAGAGAUGUUGGCGUUCCAAGGUGACACGGAGCAGAAGCCCCAUGUAUAUGGGGCUCAGCAGCAUAACUUGAUUGUCGACGCGCGGCCAACUGUCAACGCGUUUGCCAUGCAAGCCGUGGGCCUUGGCUCUGAAAAUAUGGACAACUAUAAGUUCGCGACGAAAGCGUACCUCGGGAUCGACAAUAUUCACGUCAUGAGGGACUCUUUGAACAAGGUAAUCGAUGCGCUAAAGGAGUCCGAUGUUACGCCUUUGGGGCCAAAUAAAGACCUCCUUGCACGCAGCGGAUGGCUGAAGCAUAUCUCUGGCAUUUUAGACGGCGCUGGCUUGAUCGCUCGUCAGGUUGGUCUUCAACACUCGCAUGUUUUGAUCCACUGCUCCGAUGGAUGGGACCGAACAAGUCAAUUGAGUGCUCUAAGUCAAGUGUGCCUUGACCCUUAUUAUCGGACCAUGGAAGGUUUUAUGGUACUGGUGGAAAAAGACUGGCUGUCUUUUGGGCACAUGUUCCGACAUCGAUCUGGUCACCUGAAUAGUGACAAAUGGUUCCAAAUCGAGAAUGAAAGAAUUGGGGGCGACUCCAACCGUGGAUUUGGCGAUUCCGGAGGGGCCGGUAAGGCUAUUGAAAACGCAUUCCUGAGCGCCAAAGGCUUCUUCAACCGGGACAAUACAAGUCGUGAUUCUCUUCCUGACUCGGAGGGAGAAAUGCAAAGCUAUGACUCUGAUAAACCCGGCCUUAAGAACCCCAGCCCGGCACCAAGAUCAGCCGGUCCGGAGAAAGAAGUAACGAAGGUGAAGGAGACAAGCCCCGUUUUCCAUCAAUUCUUGGAUGCAACCUAUCAGCUCUUACACCAGUAUCCUACACGAUUCGAGUUUAAUGAACGGUUUUUGCGACGGCUACUCUAUCACCUCUACGCCUGCCAAUUUGGCACUUUCCUCUUCAACAGCGAAAAAGAGCGCGUGGACUGGAAGGCAAAAGAGCGGACUCGGAGCGUGUGGGAUUACUUCCUCGCUCGGAGGGAACAAUUUCUCAACCCGCAGUAUGAUUCUAUCAUCGACGACCAUAAGCGCGGCAAAGAGCGUCUGAUCUUCCCUCGACUGAAUGAAGUCAAAUGGUGGAGCGAGGCAUUUGGCCGGACAGAUGCCGAAAUGAAUGGCGUUCGCUCGGCCAGUGCUACUGCGCCAAUCAGCCGCGAUACGUCCCGCGCCAGAACACCGGUCUUGACCGCGGUUGAAUCCUCUCACAGUCCGGUUGGAAACGCAGCAAAUGACCGAGAGUCCCCUAAGGCUGUCGCAGCCGAGAUGGAUGACGUGUCCUUGGGAGUGUCUGACUUGUCCUUCUCGAAGAACAAGGAAAAUGGCCAAGCUUCCAAGGCUAUCAGUCAGAUGGAAGUUGAGAUGCAAUGAGAGUCCCAUUUGCUCAAGUUUAAAAACUUUGGAAGUGACUUUUAACGAUUCGAUGUAUCUAUGGUAAUGAUCGGCCACCACUGGACUGGCCUAGAACAUGUCUAGAACUGUGAUGAGUGUGCAUGGCUAUGAAGUGCUGUUGACUUUACGUUUGCUCAUGAUGUGACCAAAGCCAACCUCCAAUUGUGAGAUGUUGAUGUACAUACGGUGUACGGAGUAAAGAUGGAGUUAUUCUUAAGAGGUGGUCCAAGCGUAUUCGAUGACAUAGCUGGGUGCCCGACGGAUCAGGCACCCCAGCGAGCAGCCCCGAAGCGCCCCGAAGUAGCAGGCGGUGUAGAGCCCUAAACCCUAAGCCCUACCGGCCAAAAAAUCCCCCACUAACGC
Aspergillus melleus is the source of this 2825-nucleotide messenger RNA. It is a transcript of the gene YMR1, whose product is annotated as phosphatidylinositol-3-phosphatase YMR1. The record is from RefSeq and is a predicted model, not a curated record. The transcript has 3 exons. Gene Ontology annotation, molecular function: phosphatase activity. Bases 180 to 2441 code for a protein of 753 amino acids. NCBI's taxonomy places the organism in Eukaryota, Fungi, Ascomycota, Eurotiomycetes, Eurotiales, Aspergillaceae. Gene Ontology annotation, biological process: dephosphorylation.